UGUCUUCAUCACCAAUGUGAUUUACAAAAUUGAAAUUUUAUACUCUCGUAUAAAAAUGUAAUUUGAUUGGAUAAAGAUAAAGACGAACUUCGAUUGCUAGGAAAAUUAACAUAAACAGAGUUCUUACUCAUCUUUUUUGUUUAUCUCUAAACUACACGAAAUCGCCAUAUGGGAAAGACAAAGCAGAAACGACAAACCUAGUAAUGUUUACAUCGGGCUAGGAUGGCAAGUUAUAGUCGUGAACUUUACUCAGGGAAGAUACCAGAGGACAUUCCUGUGUUGGAAUUAGACACGUUGGAUGAUGAAAUAACAGCAAGUUACACAGGACCAGAUGAUGGCUUAGCAUUUCCUGUUAGAGAACAAAAUGGAAAUACAGGAUUCAAUAGUGUUGAUGUUGCAGGAAUUACAGAUUGGAAAAAGAAGUCGGAGAAAGGUUAUGGGAUUUGUAUCUCUCUUUAUGAACAACAUCCUGUCAAUGGAAAAAUGUCAGGAGAUCCAAUUGCUGAUGCAUUUGCCAUUUGUGCAAGGAAAAAUAAUUGUAUACUGCUUAUAGCUGAUGGUGUAAACUGGGGAGAAAAGUCAAGACUUGCAGCCAGAUGUGCUCUGUAUGGAGCUAUGAAAUACCUCAACAAACAUGUGUAUGAUAAACUUAAUCAACCAAGAAAUACAAGGGAAGUGGUAGAAAUUCUCAGGAAUUCAUUCGAUCAAGCUCAUCAAACUAUUCUGUCAAAAGAAGGUGGACUGACAACAAUGUGUGCUUGUAUGAUCUGUCCCAUGAAAGGAUCUAAAGAGUUUUCAGUAUGUUGUGUAAAUGUUGGAGACAGUUAUGGUUAUAUUCUUGGAGAAAGAAGGGGAAUUAGAGAAAUAACGGUAGGGUCACAUGACAUUAGUUCUGAACGAGAUAUUAGGGACGCUGGUGGGGCAAUAGGACCAGUCCACGGCAAUGACCCAGAAUUACAAAAUCUCACUUGUUCUAUGACUUUUGCAAGUGAAGGAGAUAUUGUGUUUUUAACUACUGAUGGCAUUUCUGACAAUUUUGAUCCUGUUGUCACAAAAGUAGCCAUACCUAGACAAGUUAAUGGUGAAAGUGCACAAGAUAUUUCUAAUUCAGAAGUAACUAUAAAACCUGAAAUGGAACCAGGUGAGAGACAUAUAUAUGGUAUGAAGGAGAUGGAACGGGUUAUUAAUGAACAAGAACUAGUCACAGAAGAACAAUGUACUGCACAAAGUUUGUGUAGUACACUUGUCCAGCAUGUACUUAUGCUAACUGAUUCUAAACGUAAAGUAUUGGAAAAUCCCUCGUUGUAUAAACGUAGAAGAAUGACACAAGACCAGAGACAGAUACGAGAUUCAGAAAUAAAGAAGAAAAUGGCAAAAGCACCAGGAAAACUAGAUCAUGCUUCAAUUGUUGCUUAUGAAUUAGGAAGAACUAACCAUGACAAUUUGGAAAAUAUUCCCCUGACAGGAAGUCCUUUAAUAACAAAAUCACCAAGUUCUGUAACCAGUACACCAGAUUCUAAUAGCAGUCGUAGACACUCACAUCAUGGUCUCUCAGGUUCCAAGCCUUCUCGUCCCAGGAAAUUAUUUUCACGCUUAAGAAGUCUUAGUGUGACAUCACCACAAUCUCCAUUAAGUCCAACAUCAUUAGGAAAACUCUCAAUUUCUCCACAGAAAAUUUCUUUUAAAAGAUCAAGAUCAGGAUCAGAACCAAAUACUCCAUCAAGCCCAGGAAAUGGUAGUUUUCUGCCUAAAGGUUCAAGCUCACCAUCUCCUAUGAGCCCUCAAAGUCCAAAUCGUGAUUUACCUAUUCCAUUACCAGCACAGCAUCCUAAAAGGACAUCUGUUUCAUAUGAAUCAGCCGUUUAAAGAAAUCAAAAUAUGAUAAAUUAAAAAAUGUUACUUUUUGGGUAUUAUAUAAUAGUUUAAGUUUUGAUUCUAUAUUUUAUUGUUGAUUUGUAUUAUUGGCUUUUUUUUAGAAACUCUACAAAGAGAAAAUAAAUUUAAAAUCCAUGUUAGUUUUCUUUUUUAAUGAAAUAUAUAUAUAGUUAACCUAAAGAUCAUAAUAUAUGAGAAUUAAAAUUUAUUUUAUGUAAAAAAAUAAGAAGUGUGUUUAAUACAUUGACUUGGAAAUUAUAAACAUACAGUUACUAAUGUGGAGUGCAGAUGCAUCUUGGAAUAGAGAGACAAUGUGCCAAAAGAUAAAGGUUUCAUGGCUCAUAUUUCCUGGUUCAGGAGCUUUCAAAAUUUAACAAGGUUUCUAAGCCUCAUUACUCAUAGAACAUUUUACAACUGUUCAAAUAGAUAAGUACAAUGUACAUGUAGGCAAGAUAGAAUAAGAUUUUUUAAAAGUGGAGGUAACUCUACCGUAAUUAAAAUAUAGACCAUAAAUUUCUUACUUGAAAAGAUUACUCUUUCAAUUUGUCAAAUUUGGUUCUUAUUUUAACAAAUAAGAUUGAUUCUUCUUACACAAGUAGAUCCAUUGACAUGUCAUUCAUGAAAGGUAUACAUAUAUACUUACUCAUGCUUUGAUUAGUACAACAUAUGAAAUAAUAAUAUGCCAUGGCAACCAUUGUGAACAUAAGACUUUGACUUUUAACACAGAUCAAUUUUAAA
Molecule: messenger RNA, 2613 nt
Organism: Mytilus trossulus (common blue mussel)
Lineage: Eukaryota; Metazoa; Mollusca; Bivalvia; Mytilida; Mytilidae
Exons: 5
Coding region: 223-1866 (547 amino acids)
Source: RefSeq, a predicted model, not a curated record